Molecule: messenger RNA, 2673 nt
Organism: Rodentolepis nana
Lineage: Eukaryota; Metazoa; Platyhelminthes; Cestoda; Cyclophyllidea; Hymenolepididae
Source: the annotation of a GenBank genome assembly
AUGCGCACAAAGCAAACAAGUCCAGUAGAGUCGAACACCAAUGUAAAAGGGUGUUUGCUCGACUUGGCAGAAAACUUAAUUUCCAUUUUCGUAGACGACCUAGAGACAUGUACUGAAGACACUCAGUGCCAAUGUAAUCCAACAGAAUCUGAUUCUGAACCCGACGAAACUAAUUCCUGCACCGACUAUGGCGACUGCAUCAUGAAGAUAGCACAAAAGUUUAAUCCCGAGUUAGCAGAGUGCAUGAAGACGUGUGCUGAUAAAAAUUCAUGUUCCAACGAUCAAGGCAAACCUGGUCCAGAUCAACCCACACAACCUGACUGCUCGGCAAGUAUCGAAUGUGAAAUGAGAAUGUCCAUACUCAAGUUAGCACAGAACUUUAAUACUAUUUUAGAAAAAUGCAUUGGAUCCAGUGAAGAGGAGACUCCAUGCCCAGGGGGACAAAAUAACCCUGAUCCUAAUCCCGACAGUACUACUUCUUGCCCCGAUUACAGCAAUUUCAUCAAAAAGAUUCUCCUAAAGUUGUGUCCUGAAUUAUCAGCAUGCAUGGGAACAGGUGAGGACAAAAAUCCAUCACCCGGUGAUCAAACCAAGUCAUGUCCAGAUAAACCCACACAACCAGAGUGCUCGGAAAAUAUCGAUUGUGAAAUCAAAAUGUCCAUACUCGAAUUGGUUCAAAACUUCAACUCCAUGCUCCUAGGUGGCCAAAACCCAUGCGAUGAGGAGUCCACAGACCCUGAAGAUCCCUCAGAAUGCGAUCUUGAUCCCGAAGAUACUACCUCAAGCAACGAAUGUCACAAUUGCUCAAAAAAGCUAGCACAAAAGUUCCGCUCUGAAGCAGCUGUCGUUAAGAGGACAGGUGCUAAAAAUACUUCAUGCCAAAAUGAUCAAGCCAAGCCAUGUCCAGAAAAACCCACAGAACCAGAUUGCCCGGCAAAUAUCGACUGUGAAAUCAAAACGUCCAUACUAGAAUUGGUUCAAAACUUCAAUUCCAUUCUCUUAGACCGCCAAAAGCCAUGUGAUGAGGAGUCCACAGACCCUGAGGAUCCCACAGAAUGUGAAACUGAUCCAGACGAUACCGCUUCUUGCUCCGAUUAUCGUGAUUGCAUCAUCAAGUUAGCACAAAAGUUGUGCCCUGAGUUAGCAGAGUCCAUGGGAGCAAGUGGUGACAAAAAUUCAUCACCGGACAGUCAGACUAAACCAUGUCCAGAUAAACCCACUCAACCUGAGUGCUCUUCAAAUAUCGACUGUGAAAUUAAAACUUCCAUUCUCGAGUUGGUUAAAAAUUUCAAUUCCAUUCUGGUAGAUAGUAAAAAGCCAGGCGGUGGUGAGGGAACGACAGAACCAGAGAAUCCCUCAAAACCCGAUCCUAAUCCAGACGGAAACUCCUCCUCUGAUUAUCUCAAUUGCAUCAAAAUGUUGUUGCAAAAAUUGAGUCCAGAGUUAGCCGAGUGCGUGAAGACAUGUGCUGACAAAACUCCAUCCCCCGAUGAUCAAAAUAAACCCUGUCCAGAGCAGCCCACUCAACCGGACUGUUCGGAUAAUGUUGAAAGUGAAAUAAAAUCAUACUUACUCAAAUUGGCACAAAACUUUAAUUCCAUUCUCGAAAAAUACCUUGAAACAGGUGAUGGAGAAACUUCAGACCCUGAGGAACCCUCAGAACCUGAAGAACCCUCAGAACCUGACACCGAUCCCGAAGAGCCUAACUCAGGCUCCGAUUUUCGAGAAUAUAUCCUAAAAUUAGUUAAAUAUUUGUUUCCUGAUUUAGCUAUGCGCUUGGAGGCAUGUGCUGAGGAAAUUCAAUGCCCAGGCGUUCCAACCGAUUCUUCUCUACAAAAACUCACUAUACCAGGCUUAACGAUUGAGACCUACAACGUACUCAGAGCGUCCUUGAUCAACUUGUUAAUGGUCGUCUACCCCGAACUAGCCCCAUGUUUUGAAACAGAUCCAGAUGAUAACGGCGAUUGCGAAACAGAACCAGAAACCCCCGAUCUUCCUGAUCCCGAUGAACCAACAGGAUGCACCAGUGUGAAACAAUGCCUCAGGCUUCUUUCUGAGAAAUUGAACCCUGAAUUGUUCUGUGCUUUGGAAAACUGCACUCAGCAAUGUCCUUCUCCACAACCGAUGCCAUGUCCACCACCAUGCCCCUCGCCAUGCCCUCAGCCAUGCCCACAGCCAUGCUCUCAGAUAUGCCCUCAGCCCAUUUGUGAUGACGUUCCAAUUGAGGAAGCCAACCAAUGUCUUCUCACAAUUGCCAACGCACUUCGUGAUCAACUUGACGACGGGACGGAACAAAUCUGCCCAUGCCAGCCACAAUCUCAACCAUCUGAACCCAAACAAGCUUUGUCACCUGUGGCUAUAAGACGCCUUUCUCCAGCCAUAUCAUCUGCCUUCAAUAUCAAACCAAUCGGACUUGCAACGCCAAAUAAACUUUUAGCACAACGAGCCAAUUUAAAUAAGAAACCACGAGUCAAGUUUGCGAAGACGUCAAAGUCAACUAAGUCGAGCAAAUCAUCAGCUCCACCACUACCACUUAUUCCCAAAACCUGGCAAACUAAAUAUAUGGGGCUAACAAAUAAAUCGAAUAAGUCAGGCAAAAAGUCUGCCAAACCGGCCUCAAAGCCAAAUCAAUCAGUUUCAACUUCCAACUCCUCCAAGUCAACGAAGCUUUAA